Messenger RNA from Colletotrichum siamense, 318 nucleotides. RefSeq lists its product as uncharacterized. The coding region runs from base 1 to 318 and encodes 105 amino acids. The record is from RefSeq and is a predicted model, not a curated record. NCBI's taxonomy places the organism in Eukaryota, Fungi, Ascomycota, Sordariomycetes, Glomerellales, Glomerellaceae. The transcript is spliced from 2 exons.
AUGAGCUUCUGGUUUCCCGGACAUGCUUGUAGCUUUGAUGCCUGCAGCCAGCCAUGGGACAUCAAGUCUGGCGGUUCAGAUGGUACACUAUCCACGGGGAACUCUACGGUCCGGUCCCAAGUUACCUACUUGGCUCCAGGAGACAAGCCAAUUGCCGGAACAGCCACCCAGCAGCAUUCUGCCAACCCGAGGAUCAUCUUUCCCGAGCCACUCGUGGGAAUGUCCGUCGCGACCUCGCGGGAUAGCUCGUCGGACCACAGGCAGCAGAAGCAAUCAGGACCAUGCCAGAGGGGGGAUUGGGUUACGUUGGAAGGUUGA